Messenger RNA from Colletes gigas, 3660 nucleotides. RefSeq names its product rho GTPase-activating protein 1 (gene RhoGAP68F). The coding region runs from base 267 to 1733 and encodes 488 amino acids. NCBI's taxonomy places the organism in Eukaryota, Metazoa, Arthropoda, Insecta, Hymenoptera, Colletidae. Gene Ontology annotation, cellular component: cytoplasm. The record is from RefSeq and is a predicted model, not a curated record. Gene Ontology annotation, molecular function: GTPase activator activity. Gene Ontology annotation, biological process: negative regulation of endocytic recycling; small GTPase-mediated signal transduction. The transcript is spliced from 10 exons.
GGAGCUCGUAUGCACGUAACCAUGCACUGGUGUGCGUAAGUGGUGGGGCAGUUUCCCGAUGACACCGGUCUGCCGUCUGGUAACACUGCUACGAAUUACAAUUAGCGACACAACAGAUGAAAGCGUGACGUGAAUAACGUCGGCUUGCCAUACCGCGUCGAGAUAAUGUCGUUCGAGAAGAGAAACGUUGUCCGUUUGUAAAGCAGGGUACAUAAAAAACCCCGUAAUUUAACCCCGGCACUGUUUUGUCGCGCGGUUGCCAGAAAAUGGAAGCGGACUAUCAACCGACGCUAAGCCCAACGCGAACUUUGACAGCUGCUAAUGACGUCGAGGAUCCGUAUCCAAGUUUGUCAGAUUAUCAUGAUUACGAGCCCAACUUGGAGUUUGACGAUACAGAGUUGCAAACCACUUCGAAUAACGCCGUACAACUUUUAGAAGAAAAAUUGGAUUUGAUUAGCAGCGGUGCUGGUACUGGGAUAGAUUAUCUUGAGAGUCCGGUGAGCGACGGCACAAUUGAAGAGAACUUUGAAGAAGCUUUGGUAGAUGCUCCAGUUAUCGAAUCCGCGGAGGAUCUUGCUGCAUUGGAUGGUGAACUUACGGACGAAGAAGAUUAUCUUGAUAUUUCGAGAUAUGGUAUCGUAGAAGUGGUUGGCGAUGACAGUGCUGGUCGUAAAAUAAUCAUAGUAUCUGCAUGUAAAUUACCUCCUGUCGGAAAGGAAACAUUUAAUCAUGCUAAACUUCUCAGGUAUCUCACGCAUACUUUAGACACAUUUGUAGAACAAGACUACAGCUUGAUUUAUUUUCACUAUGGUCUUACUUCCAAAAAUAAGCCACCGUUAUCCUGGUUAUGGCAAGCGUACAAAGCUUUCGAUAGAAAGUAUAAAAAGAAUUUGAAGGCUUUGUAUUUAGUUCAUCCGACUAAUUUUAUUAGAAUCGUAUGGCAAAUAUUUAAGCCAGCCAUUAGUGCGAAGUUCGGUCGUAAAAUGAUGUAUGUUAAUUAUUUGGAGGAACUGGCACAAUACAUUAAUCUCGAUCAACUUAUAAUACCUCCUCAAGUAAUAGAACACAAUGAACAUCUAAUGUUAAAGAAUAAAAAGAAUUUGCCAACAAGUCCACCUCAGAGUGCGGUAACAACACCAGUUGGUACCACUCAAUUCGGAGCAAGUCUCCUUUUUAUCAAAGAGAAUAAUAAUAAUGAUCCUAUACCACCAAUAGUACGACAAUGUGUUGAAUUUCUUGAUACACCCGAUGCCUUAGAAACGGAAGGAAUAUUCAGACGAUCGGCUAAUGUGGCGGUAGUUAAAGAACUUCAGCAUCGUUGUAAUCAAGGAUUACUUGUUGAUUUUCAGGGAGAUCCCCAUAUAGCAGCAGUUCUUCUUAAAACGUUUCUUCGCGAGUUAGAUGAACCUCUUAUGACAUACGAACUGUACGAUGAAAUAACACAAUUUCAAAGUCUAUCGAAAGACGAACGUCCAAGAAAAGUAAAGAUACUAGUACUUGAGAAGCUUCCAGAAGACAACUAUAAAGUUUUAAAAUAUAUUGUACAAUUUUUAUCGAGAGUGAUGGAUAGGUGUGAUUUGAACAAAAUGACAUCGAGCAAUCUCGCUGUGGUAUUCGGUCCAAAUCUUGUCAGAGCACCACCGUCGCGUGGAAUGUCACUUUCUGCAAUAGGUCCUAUUAAUCAAUUCAUAGAUUUUUUAUUUAUUCAUCAGGAUGAAAUAUUUAUUAUUUAAAAUUAUCGUUGAAGCAAACAUCGAAGGCCUAAUUCGAAACGAAAUUCGUACUUUACGUGUUGUAUGUUGUAGAAAGGAAAUCCUACAGGUCGGGCUGCCGGUGUUUGAUAUUUGUAAAAAUUAUUGGAGAACAACAAGAAAAAAUUUUAUAGGAAUUUUUAAUAAGAACUCGACGAGUUACCGAGACUUUUUCAUCUUGACGUAUGAAAAAGAAACAAGAAAAAUCUCAUUUUAUCAGCUUUAGAUCUUUAGCUAUUAAAUCAUAUCAAAUUUGUUGAGAACUUAAAGUGAACGUAACAAAUUCAUGUAUAAUAUUCAUAUUUAAUUAUAACGUCCGUACUUCGUUGAUUAAAAUAUUUUUAUAUUUGAAUAUACAAAUAGAGAAAUGUUUGCAUACCUACUAAUGUCACAAAUAGCGCUUAAUUAUACAGCCUGCACAAGAUUUUUUUAACGAAUUGGUAAAAAUGAUUUCGUGAUUAAAAUACUGAAUAUAAUGAUACAAAAUGGACUCUGGAUGGUAAUUUAAAAACAUGUAAACUUACGUGAAAAUUAAUGGGAUACCAAAGAUACAUGAAAAUGUCAUGCAAUUAUUGUAAAAUUUAGAAUUAUUUUAGAAAUAGUAUAACGUAAUGGAAAUAGACAAGCAGAAGUAUAAUGGUGUACAGGAUGCCUUGCAUAAUUGUAUUAAUUUAAGAAAAAUGAACAUGACACGAUUCAUAAGUCAUAAUUAAUUAACUAUUGAUUAUAUCUUGUUAUAGUUGAUUAGUAUAGCCAAAGUGAAAUACGAAUUAGUGAUUACCGAUAGAAUACGACAUCCUUUGUAUUAAAAUUGUGUACAUACAUACUAAAAUUAAUAGCAAUGUAUAAAAUUUUAGCCCGAUUAUGUGAAACUGUCCACGUAACUAUACAGAUAGGAGGAUAUCGAUGAAUUUAAAAAAAAAAAAAAGAAAAUGAUUACAUUACACUAUAAAAUUGAAUUUAAAUUUGCAAUAAAACUUAUUAUUUUCGCGUAAAUACAAAUGGAAUCAAUUGUUGAUGCGAUUUAGCAUGUUAUGUGAUGUUUGGUCUGUAACUUUUAAAUGUGAUCGUAGUCUGUAAAAUAACAAAUUCGUGAAAAAAAAAAAAUGAAAAAAGGGAGAAUAAUUCGCAUGAUCAUUUUCUAGUAAUAAUAGCAAUGGAAACUAUAGAAAUUGUUAUUCGUUAUUAUCGUAACUUAACAAUUAGAUUAAAAUCAUUGUCAGGGUAUUGUGUAAUGUAAUACUUAGCAUAAAUAUUGUCUGUUGUCACUUUAAGGAUAAAAGACUUACACUAACCUUUUCAGAAUCAAAUAUUUGUACAUUUUAAAUAGUCCUGCCAUUAUGGGUGUCUGGGAUAAAAUAGAGGCUAAUCGUCUAAUACACUCUUUGCUAUCGGAAAAAAAAAAAGACUAACCCAGACCUAUAUAGAACUGAUACAACUACAUUCCAUAAAAUUACUUUAACAAAGCAUGAUUAUUUAUAAAAAAAAGCUAGGAUACAGAACGUGUCAUAAAAUGUAUAUUACGCAAUUCAUUAUUUCCAAUGUUCUAAAUAUUUUUCUGAUUCACAAACAGCCAUGGACAACCCAUCCAUAAAUUUACAUACGAUUAAAAUUACGAGUCCAUACGAGAAAAGAAUAUUUAUGUUGCUACAAUAGAUGAAUUUGUGGAUGUUCAUGAUCCAUGUAUGUACCUGUGAUAGAGUAGAAUAUUUGUACUUUAGUCUCACGAAUACUAUGCAUGUAAUUAAAUUAAGAUAACGAUAUUUUCCAACAGUCCUUUACUUUGUAACUAAUUAUAAAAAGAAACUAAUCUAAAUUGUGAACUAUAAAAUACAAAACAUUCCCAAAAAAUAUUGUAUUACAUAUAUAUAUGUAUAUGUUAAUUAAGUUUUUAUUAAAACACAAUGGU